Columba livia (rock pigeon) is the source of this 508-nucleotide messenger RNA. RefSeq names its product small nuclear ribonucleoprotein polypeptide G (gene SNRPG). The coding region runs from base 180 to 356 and encodes 58 amino acids. The record is from RefSeq and is a predicted model, not a curated record. Lineage: Eukaryota; Metazoa; Chordata; Aves; Columbiformes; Columbidae. The transcript is spliced from 3 exons. Gene Ontology annotation, cellular component: U1 snRNP; SMN-Sm protein complex; U2 snRNP. Gene Ontology annotation, molecular function: RNA binding. Gene Ontology annotation, biological process: spliceosomal snRNP assembly; mRNA splicing, via spliceosome.
AGUCCCGGAGCCGCUCCCGGCCACCAGUUGUGUGUCUGCGCCGGGUGGAAGGGCUGCGAGGCCGCGGGGGAGCCCCGUCCCGCUCAGCCCAGCCAGACCCGCGGGGGUGGGCGCUGAUGAGUUUCAGGCUUCAAAAUCUAUUAAUUGGAUCAAUAUUAAUUUAAAAUGUGCACGGCAAAAUGAAACUAAAUGGCGGCCGACACGUCCAGGGGAUCUUGCGGGGCUUCGAUCCCUUCAUGAACCUCGUCAUCGAUGAGUGUGUGGAGAUGGCACCGGGGGGACAGCAGAACAACAUCGGCAUGGUGGUAAUACGGGGAAACAGCAUCAUUAUGUUGGAAGCUUUGGAACGAGUAUAAUGCCAGAGGAACGCGCGUCUUUACCAGCUGUGACGAGACCCAACCCGCCCUUUUUCUUUACUUAUUGAAUCUGCCCAAAGCAUCCCUGAGUGUAAACCCUUUUUUUGUUUGUUUGUUUUUUUGUUAAAUAAAUUUUGUAAUGAUUGGCAUAA